GUGUGUGUGUAUUGAAUGGCAUCUAUAAUAUGGGAUAAUAUAUAUGUGAAUGUAUUGAAUGAAUUCAAUAGUCGAUGAAUGUAUUGAAUGUAUGAAUGGAUUUGCCAUUACUUUUGUGACAAUAAUUUUUGUCUCAUUUUUUGUUUGUUGGUCUAAACCAUUAGGUUAUCAAAAACACUGCUAAAGACAGACACUAAGACACAAAUUAAAUGGUAGUUUAAAAAAGACAUCGAAGAAGAAGAAGAUAAUGAAGACAACGACGACGACAACGACGUGAUAUGUUUGAUACCAUUAUAAGUGACUACAACUACAUCAACAACAACAACAACAAUGUCUUAAGACUUGAGAUGUGUUGGCGAUAGUUGUGGUUAUUAUCAUCAAAGACAACAAACAAGUUAUGGUAUUAUUUGGUGAUCAGAGUCAGAGAUAAUUGUCACGCGUCUAGUGUUUAAAAUAAAAGAAGAUAUGAUUAGACAUCAGCAGCAGCUACUGGUGAUACUGGUGUUAACCAUAUUGACAAUCGGUUGUCGUCCAGCGGUGUUGUUGUUGUUGACCAAUACUGAUCCGGAUGUCUGUCCCAAACAGUGUUCGUGUUUGGGAGCACUGGUCGACUGUUCCAAACGACGACUGUCAUCGGUUCCCCAACCGAUACCCAAAUGGUGUGAACUACUGGAACUGUCGUACAAUCCCCUGAAUACGGUCGACAACAGGGCAUUCGGUGGACUUCGACAUCUGUUUCGAUUGGAUCUAAGCCAUACUCAACUGAAACAGUUGGACACAAAUUUGUUUAUCAACGGCGGAACCACUGCUGCCGCCGCCAAUGAAGUCGAUGCCAGCGACUUGCAGACAGCUAUACUUGACCUCAAACUUAAUAACAAUUUGUUUCAAAAGUUUCCCCAAUUGAACGGCUUGUAUCAACUCAAACAAUUGGUUAUCCAUCACAACAGUAUCGAUACGUUGGCCAACUCAUCGGUAGACUUAUAUCCGAGUCUCGAAACCAUUGAUUUGAGUCACAAUCUGUUGACAACAAUACCCAAUGAAUUUUUCAGCAAUCGUUCGCAUCGGUUAACUUCCGUCAACUUCAACAACAAUCGCUUAACUAGUAUCGAAAAGUUCUCGUUCGACCAUCUAAUUCAUCUGGAAGUACUGAAACUAUCGAAGAACAAGCUAUCGUCGCUACCAAAAGAACUGUUUCGUCGGCUGACAGCACUCAAAGAGCUUGACCUGAGCCGCAAUCGGUUGCAAUCGCUCGAGGGUCUAGUGUUUCACGGUUUAGACUCAUUGGAAACACUGCGACUCCGGAAGAAUCAGCUGACACAUCUGUUUGACGGUACCUUUUGGGGUCUGAAUAAGAUUCAAUAUCUUUAUUUGGAUCACAACAAUCUGACAUCCAUACGAAAAGGAUGGCUCUAUGGACUGUCAUCGCUGAAACAAUUGUUUCUCAAUAAUAACGAAAUCGAAGACAUCGAUGGCGAUGGCUGGGAAUUUUCCAAUAAACUAAUGGAAUUAGAUUUAUCAUACAAUCGGAUCCAUUCGAUAGCCAAAGAAAUGUUUAGUCGACUACAUUCGCUACAGUAUCUGACACUCAACUACAAUAGUAUAUCAUUUAUCGAUGAUUCGGCUUUUCGGUCGCUGUCAGCCCUGGAAACACUCGGUCUGAAUCACAAUCAGAUUUCGUGGACCAUCGAAGACUCGAGCGGUUCGUUCAUUGGUUUGGAAAAACUACGAAAUCUUGGACUGGCUUUUAAUUUCAUUAAAUCAAUUACCAAACGGACGUUUUCGGGACUAACUAAUCUGGAAAUCGUGGAUCUCAGUCACAAUCCGAUUGCAUCGAUUCAAGACCAGUCGUUUCAAUGGUUCCAGAAUCUGCAGGAAAUGCGUCUGAACACUACGGAUCUGGUAUGCGAUUGUACACUAAAAUGGCUGCCAAUUUGGUUAGCAAACAGUCAGAUAGCCAAACAACACCGGAUGACCGCUACGGAAGCCAAAUGUAAACAUCCCGAACGUCUCAUUAAUCAAUCGCUAAUCGAUGCCAAUUCCGAUGAGUUUAUAUGUCAAGACUAUCUGAAACCCUAUCUGAUCGACGAUUUCAAACAUAUGGGCGAUAAACCAUUGAAAGCACUGAAAGGCGAUAAUAUGACACUGACCUGUCGGGCGGCUUCGAGUAGUCCGCAACCCAUAGAGUUUCAGUGGCGUAAAGACAAUCAAAUAUUAAAUACAUCGAUGGAUAGCAACAACAACAACAUCAACAACAAUGUGUUUCUCCAGACAUUUGCCAAACAACGUGACGGCGGCGCCGGCAGUAGCGGUAAUAUUACCGAAUAUACCGGUAAUUUGUUGCUGACCGACAUCGAAGACCAGGACGAAGGCCGCUACCAGUGUAUAGCAUCGAAUAAUUUCGGUACUGUUUAUACGCACAAAAUUCGUAUCAAUGUUCAUGUCUGGCCAACGUUUACGAAAACACCGAACAACGUUACGGUCAAAGUGGGCAAUACGGCUCGGCUUGAGUGUGCCGCCCGUGGCCAACCGAUGCCGGAAAUAUCGUGGCAAAAGGACGGCGGCGAUAAUUUUCCCGCUGCUAUGGAACGCCGUAUGCAUGUUAUGCCAGCCGACGAUGUAUUCUUCAUAGUCGAAGUCAAAGUCCAGGAUAUGGGUCUCUAUACGUGUACGGCAACCAAUGAUGCCGGUUCUCAUACGGCCAGCGCCUACUUGAACGUACUCGAAAUGCCCACAUUUGUUCGUCCAAUGACCGACAAAGAGGCCAUCAUCGGCGAAACAGCUGUCAUCGAAUGUAUGGCUUCGGGUUCGCCGAAACCCGUGCUUCAGUGGACUAAAGACGGCGGUGCUAUCAUUGCCACUGAACGACAUUUUUUUACGGCCGACAAUCAACUGUUGAUUAUUGUUAAGACCCAAGAGUCGGACGAAGGCGAGUAUUCGUGUGAAAUGAGCAAUAUUUUAGGAUCAACUAAAGAGACAAUAUUUUUGGAUAUUAUUCCCGGCGGUUUGGCCAACGUUGCCGCCAACGAUAAUAUUGGCGGCAAAAUGGACGAUACGUUCACAUUGAAUACGUUUAUCAUCGAAAAUAGCCGACUGAUCGGUAUUAUAGUGAUUGCUGUGUUUACGUGUAUUGCAAUGACAUCAUUGAUUUGGGUGAUAAUCAUAUACCGGACCCGAAAACGACAUAAUAAUAGACAAUACUUGGAUACCAACUGCAGCAGCGAUGACGACGAUGAAGCUGUUGAUGAUGACGACGCUAACGAUACUAUUCGUCGAUUAUCGGCUAAACAUCGUAACAAAGAACUGAUGACAAGCAAUGUGUUUCUUCAGAUUACUACUACUACUACUACUACUGAAGACGAAGAUGAGACAACAUCGUUGAACAGCGAUUCGAGUGCCAAAGAUAGCGGAACCGGUGAUAGUGCCCGACAACACCAGAGCCAGGAGGCCAUCGAUGAGACAACAACAGCGACGACGAUGGUUACCGAUGACUAUAAGUUCGACAUGAGAGCCACCGCCGCUGUUGCUGUCGGUUCGCUAUCGCCGUUACACGCGUUCAAUACGAGCUACAGAUGUCCAACAAAAGCCGCCGCCGCCGCCACAACAGCUCUUCUACACAAAGGCUUAAGUAUGGAUCAAAUUAGUGCCAAACGUAAAGCUAAACUACGGACAGAUCCGCCGCCAUCAUCGCUCAACACAACAACAAUCAUCGCAACAAGUGGUGGUCGUCGACACAAAUGGACCGACAAUUGUCCAACAAUUAGGUCUUCGUAUUCGGCAAAUGAUAUGCUAAGUGUUGUGACAGAUGUCUAACUGGAAGAGACC
Molecule: messenger RNA, 3822 nt
Organism: Oppia nitens
Lineage: Eukaryota; Metazoa; Arthropoda; Arachnida; Sarcoptiformes; Oppiidae
Product: leucine-rich repeats and immunoglobulin-like domains protein 3
Exons: 1
Coding region: 466-3810 (1114 amino acids)
Molecular function (GO): protein binding
Source: RefSeq, a predicted model, not a curated record